AGCCGCUUCGACCGUUCUGCUCUUUACCGCGUACUACUCUGCCUCGCCUCUUUUGUACAUAUGCUUUUUUUCGCAACCGCGAAUAAAGUCCCGGACGUGGACUCCUGCAAACACGAAGGUGGAAGACACUUGCCGCGUCAUUAUUUGUUGAAACAAGUGUGAUUCGUUGUGUAUUUUUGCUUGGUAACGUGGCUUUCGUUCGUAUCUCAAAGCAGCUGUGUUAUCUGCGUAAUUUUACUAAUAUGAAGUACUUUUUGGCAACGUUAUUUUCAAUUUUGAUAAUACAAGACUGUGUUGCUCCACCCGUAGAGCAUAAGAAAAAGGAAGAAGCUGAAAAUGAAGUGCCUGCUGAGGAUUUGGCUGCUUAUAUGGAAUAUCACAGAUACUUGCAAGAAGUAGUCAAAGCUCUUGAAAGCGAUGUAGAUUUUAGAAAAAAAUUAGAAUCAGUAGACGAAUCAGAAAUACGCAGUGGAAAAAUUGCACACGAACUGGAGUUUGUCAGUCAUCAUGUUAGAAGCAAAUUAGAUGAAUUGAAACGACAAGAACUUGAAAGACUGAGACAUUUUGCCACCAAAGAAUUUGAACUAGAAAAUGGCCUCGAUCCAAGACAUAUGAAAAUCUCAGAACAUCUGGAACAUGUUGAUCAUACCAACCCACAUACCUUUGAGAUUGAUGAUUUAAAGAAACUAAUUGCCAAGACUACAAAAGACUUGGAUGAAGCCGAUAAAAAAAGGCGAGAGGAAUUCAAAGAGUACGAAAUGAACAAAAAAUUUGAACAAGAAGAAAAAAUGAAAAAUAUGACAGAAGAAGAUAAAACAAAGUACGAAAAUGAAUUACAUGAUUUAGAGAAAAAACAUAAAGAGCAUGAACCAUUACACCAUCCUGGUAGUAAGAAACAGUUAGAAGAGGUUUGGGAGAAGCAAGAUCAUAUGGAAAAUCAAAACUUUGACCCUAGAACAUUUUUUUAUUUGCAUGAUUUGGAUGGAAAUGGUGUUUGGGACCCGACCGAAGUGAAGGCCCUGUUCCUUAAAGAGUUAGACAAGCUUUACUCUCAAGGUGCUCCAGAAGAUGACAUUGUAGAGAGAGCAGAAGAAAUGGAAAGAAUGAGAGAGCAUGUUAUGAAAGAAGCUGACCUAAACAAGGAUGGACUUAUAAGCUAUGAUGAAUUUUUGGCUGAAACGAAAAAGGUUGAAUUUGAACAAGAUCCUGGCUGGGAAGCCCUUGAUGAACAAAAACUUUAUUCAGAACAAGAAUAUGAAGAAUUUAGAAGGCAAAAAGCAAGAGAAAUUGAAAGACAUAUUGCGCAAGGAAUGUCUCAAGAACAUCAUGCUGGUCAACCCCAGACUGGGCAGCAGCAGUUCCCCCCACAUCCGAAUCAGAUUCACCAAGAUUAUAUGCAACAAGUUCCUCCUCAGCAAUAUCACCCUCAACAAGGGCAGUAUGGAAAUCAAAUGACGCAACAAGGCCAAUAUAACCAGCAGCCUCCCCACCCUGGGCAAUAUCCUAAUCAAAUGGCACAACAGCAAUAUCAACAGCAACAACAAUUUCAUCCAAAUCAACAAAUUCCAGUCCAAAACUUGAAUCAAGUACCGCAGCAGCAAAACUAUCCUUCAGCGAAUCAACAAAUGCCACAUCAACAAUUCCAACAACCACCAAAUAUGAAUCAAGUUCCCCAGCAGCAGAUGGAUGCAAAUCAGGUACCCCAGCAACAGUUUCAGCAGCCAAUAAAUACAAAUCAGGCUCCACAGCAACAGUUUCAGCAGCCAAUAAAUACAAAUCAGGUUCCUCAGCAACAAUUUCAACAGCCAAUGAUUAACAAUCAUCAGGUUCCUCAGCAACAUUUUCAACAGCCAAUAAAUACAAAUCAAUAUCCUCAACAGCAUUUUCAACAGCCGAUCAAUACAAAUCAAAUUCCUCAACAACAAUAUCAGCAACAGCCUAAUUCCAACAAAGUUCCUCAACAAACAGCUGGACAAAAUCAAGCGCCGGUAGCCAACAACAUGAAUGAAGCUCCAGCAGCAGCAGCAGCAGCAGUUCAUCAACAAAAUCAGCCUACAAUUGAUCAAAAUCAACAGAAUACUCAGAAUCAAAUUCCUCAGCAAGUUCACCAAUAGCCAGCUCCCAAUGCUCAAACACAUUAAAGUUGCCAAAUUGUAAUGUUAAUAAUUGAACAAGAUUUUUGCAUUUUUAAAAACAUUUAGAAAUUUUUUACGCUACUUGAUACUUAGAUUUAUUAAAAAUUCCAUUACAUAUGUAAUUUAGAGUCUUUGGUCAUGUUCAAAUUUCUUCGAUUUAAGUUAUUCAAUUACAAAUAAUAUCACAUGAAAUGCCAACAAUAAACGCAAUUCAAACUGGAAAGUAGUAUUUUUUUCAUUUAUGAAACCCUUUACUCAAGUAUAUGCAACUAGAACAAUGAAAGGGCUAAAGGUUACAGAAAGAGUAGAGACGGAAUGUAAAUUUUUUUAUGUUUAUUAUUAUUGCAUAUUGUUUACGUUAGUAUAUUACUUAGGUAUACGUGCCAAGUAGCAACUUAAAUGUAUGAUUGCGUGAUUCUGUUUGUUCCUCGGUAGGUAGGGUAAUGUACGCUUACUCCGUAUUAUAUAUAGUGUGUAUUUAUAGGUAUAGUAUAGUUUUUUUCGGUAAAAUGUCACCUUAAGAGCUAUUCGGUACAAUAAAUAACAAAAAGAAUAACGAAUGACGGCUUUCUAUAAAACACCAAACUCUUACUUGCUUUAUUUAACUUUUAAGUCUUUUGAAACUUGCUGAAUCGUCUCAAUUUCAGUUUUACCCUCCUUAUUGUUCUAGGCGACAGAAUCAAGUAUUUUUAUUCAUUUACUACUCUAAGCCUUGAUAACGCUGCAACAGCGUACCUUGAUUAAAUAACAAAUUGGUCUAGCUAAACAAAGAGGAAUUCUAGUCUCUUAUCGGUUUGUGAAAAUUGCUACAAAAUUAUACAGUUAUAUGAACGUUACACGUUAAAGGAAAACAGGAACGAAUUUUGUUGCUCGUCUAAUGUCGAAAUCAUAGGGCUCGUCGCAUUGGACAAAUUGUUACUUUCGGAACUCGCGCGUGAUUGCGGUAGUAGAAGAAUAUUUGGACACUUUAUUACAAAAUCAUUAAUAAAAACAAUCAACAUAUAAUAGUUGUGCGCAAAAAAUUGCGCCUGUUUUCCUAUAAAGUAGUAUAUAAUUUGUCGAAAUACAAGACGAUAAGGCAUCUAGCAUUGCCUUGCCGAGAGGAGAAAUCAAUGGGUAAUGUAAUGUUACAACAGGAAAAAAAUUAUUUGGCUUAAAAAAUACUUGAAAAAACUGUUGGCCGCACUGGCGGUUUUCUUAUCGAUAAAACAGUCUUAAGUAGCGCCGAAUAACUUUUUUCUUGAUCGCCGGGGAGCACCAUGGUUCUCCGUAAUUCGUGGAACGAAAGAAAUAAAUAAUUGUACAAUGAUUCGUUUUCUUUUUACUAAUAACAUAAUUACAUUCAAGUAAUAAAGCUUACACGAGAGAAUCGGCCCACUACUGCCCUUCUCGUUAUCGUGAUAAUAAAAUAAUAAAUAUGUUUCGCGAACGAACUAUAACACAAUAAUGAACGCGCUAUUUACAGUACAUAAUGUAUAUUAUAGUAUACAAUGUAGUCGAACUCAAUCGUGCAAAUGUGCGAUUAUGAACGAUCAAGGAAGUAACGCGACUUUAUCCAACGUCACAAUUUAUAUAAACUUUAAUAAAGUAUUGCGAAAAAUAUAAAGGCAAUAUUUUAAAAACUGUAUAAAAGUAAAGGAAGGGACACUGAAUAAUAAUAAUAAUAAUAAUAAUAAUAAUAUUAAUAAUAAUAAUGAUAAUCAUAAUCAUAAUAAAUGUAGCGUUAAAAUUAUCAGAUCAAAACGCUUUACAAUAUUCUUACACUUCCGCCAGUCCUAGUAUCGCCAACUCAUAUUAUACAUACAAAAAAAAUUCAUCAAAUCAAGCUUCACAUACUAAUCAUGAUUUAUCCAUACUUCGCAUAAAUUAGUUACUUUACAUAAUCCACCAUUCAAACAAUACUUUUCUAUAAAUUCCAAGAUUUGUCCAAAUAUUUUUCGCUGAACUUGAGUAUAAUAAGAAAACAUAUUCAAAUAAAUUUCGAGACGUAAAACUCGAUAAAAUCACAAUAAACACAAUUAAAAAUAUUUGAUCUAUAUGUUGGAAAUCGUAAAGCUUUUUAUACUCAAUUUGCACGGUCAGAUCUUUAAAAACGAUAUAGACGCAACUUUGAAAAUUUUACGCCUAAAUGUCGAUCAAUCUCGCAAUCAAAGUAUAAAAUAGAGUAAUAAUUAAGAGUCGAAAAUUGGGCGUAAUAAUCUCUGUUUUUUUACAAACUGCUGGUUUUCAGUGCUAUUCGAAAUUCAGAUGAGUUUUUUUUGUACGUAAAGCUCCUAAGACGAAAAAAAUGUAAUUUGUUUUAGUACAUAUACCCAGCAGUAUCCCUCUUUUUAUAAUAGACCUAUUAUAUAUCAAUUUAUAUAAUAUAUAUAGCUUCUAUAUAUAUUUAUAUAUAUAAUUUUUGUAUUCUCUAUCAAUAUAAUAGCGUAUUAGAUACUUUUCACUUACAUAUAAGUAUGUAAUAUAUACGGGUUUAUUUUUUCUUAUCUUUUCACAGAUAUAAUAUAAAAAAACGAAAAUGAAACUAUUUUUUCUCAAAAUGUUCAUUCGAUCUUUCUCGCGUUCCCUUUCGUACCUCGAUUUAUAACUUUCGAAUCCACUUUCAUUCCAAAGCUCACGCAAUAUUUUUCUGUCUAAACAUGAUCACACAUAAACAAAAUGAAAAGAAUAAAAAAACAAGAACAAAAAAUUGUAUUAUUUUAAAGACAUGCCAUUCAGGGUAUUACCGGUGUGAUUUUAUCCAAAACUGAAAUUUUGUCGGUCUCUAUAUCCAUAUAAAUACGUUACGAAACUUAUCAUUCCGUAUUUAUGACGUACGUGAUAUUUUACUGACAUUUGUUUACACCAUUCAUUCGUUAUUUUGCAAUUACGUCAAAUCGUAUUUUUGAUAUUCGAAAUGAUUUCUCUACGCACCUUUUAAUUAUCGAAACGUUAUAGACAUUUUUAAAAUAUUCUUCAACAGUUUUCCUUUUUUUUACAUUAAAAUAAUUUGACGUAGUUGUAAAAUAAAUAUUUACUAACUGCUUUCAUUUACGUUAAUGCGAAAAUUUCGACUGAAUUUUCAUUUACAAGUGGUCACGAUCUACGAGACUCUUUUCUUAAAUUUUCGAUAGGAAGGCACUUUCUACUUUUUUUCUCAUUUUUUUAUACAGUACAUCGCUAAACAUUCUUUAUCGCUUUUUUUCCUUUUAUCGGUGCGGCUUUCCGUAUAUUGGGCUGCACACUCGCGGAUUUUUUUUUUUUUCAAAUAAAUAUUUCACUUUUAAUUUCAUUUCAUUUCAUGUUAUACCAUAGUUUUGAACACAUUUCAUGCCUAAAUUUUGCAUCGUAUCGUAAUUUCAUGAUUUAUUUUCGUAUCGUGAGAUUUUCAAACGUGAAAGUUAACUAUUAAAUUAUGUUAAGUACCUAUUAAACAGCUCCACAGACAGUCCUCGAAUCUCACUUUGUCAUUAUUUUCAUAACAAGUCUUUCGCAAUUUUCCGAAUCUUUUAAAUUUGAUAGAAAAAAAAGCACGAAAAGAAAGAAAAGAACAGAAAGUGAAUUGACGUUGUUAAAGUUGAAGAAAAAAAUUAAUUGUUAAACGACAGUAAAAUGAAGAAAUAACAAGUGAAAAAUUUGGUAAGAAAAUUGCAUGGAUUAUACCGAAGGUUACAAUGUUUACUGAAAUUCCGUUGCACAAUAUUUAUCGUAUCAAGAAUAUUAUUUGUAUGCCAGAAAGAAUUUUUACUCUUAUACCACUUUACCACAGAGUCCAUUUUAUCAGUCAGCACCGUGUAUUUUUUGUUGAUUAUCACGUGUUCAUUAUGUGCGGUUGAAAGAAGAGAUGUUCGUACGUAGAAAAAGAAGCGUUCAAAAAAUCUCGUAAAGCGCGACAACCAGGGUUUUCACUUUUUGCAAUACACUCACGAAGGCCACUUCAAACGUUUUUAUUUUACUAUUACACAAAUACAAAGCUUGAUAAUGACCUAAACGCGUAAAUUUCCGGAGAAAUAUCUUUUUUUCAUUUAAUGAAUAUAUCGGGCAAAGGCCUCGUGUGUUUGUCUCUUUUGUGUACGUUAUUAAUCUGAAGAUUUCUAAAAAAUAAAAAAAUUAAUUUUUUUCUUAUCACCCCUUUUGUAGCAAAGUCACGUGUAAUUUUUAUUUUUUACAAAAUUUUGAAAAAUAGUUUGAUUUUCCCGAAAAGAAGCGUCCACACGUUUUCUAAUAUUUAUCGCGCUUUUUAUGCCUACGUGUUUCACUUUCAUGAUAUUUGCCAGUCACUCGCUUGAGAAUUUGGUUAAAAUUUCCUAGUAACUUGUUUCUCAUGACUCCCCGAUCGACUCAUUCGUUAUCAGUCUCACUCACAGUCAGAUUUACUCAACCAUUAACGUGUCGUUUUGUAAAUCCUAAACCUUAUAAUUUUUUAUACUUGGCAUACCCCAAAUAUGGCAGGAAGGCAAUACUUAAUAAUGCGUACUUUAUAAUCUUUUCUACGUCAUCGACAGAAAUACCGUUUAUCUUA
This is a messenger RNA of Phymastichus coffea, 6636 nucleotides long. RefSeq names its product nucleobindin-2 (gene NUCB1). Lineage: Eukaryota; Metazoa; Arthropoda; Insecta; Hymenoptera; Eulophidae. Gene Ontology annotation, cellular component: extracellular exosome; endoplasmic reticulum-Golgi intermediate compartment. The coding region runs from base 243 to 2114 and encodes 623 amino acids. The record is from RefSeq and is a predicted model, not a curated record. The transcript has 11 exons. Gene Ontology annotation, molecular function: calcium ion binding.